Messenger RNA from Scaptodrosophila lebanonensis, 540 nucleotides. RefSeq names its product pupal cuticle protein C1B-like. The transcript is spliced from 2 exons. Lineage: Eukaryota; Metazoa; Arthropoda; Insecta; Diptera; Drosophilidae. The record is from RefSeq and is a predicted model, not a curated record. Bases 1 to 540 code for a protein of 179 amino acids.
AUGUUCAAAUUCUUCGCUGUCUGCCUUUGCGCCGUGUUGGCUGUAGCCACCGCAGAGCCUGGUGUUGUGGCUGCUGCUGCUCCUUUGGCCUACACCGCCCCCGCUGUGGUGGGCAGCGCCGCCUACGUGGCUCCAUACGCUUCUAGCUACACUGCCUCGAAUGUGGCUCACAGCGCUGCCUUCCCAGCUGCCUAUACUGCUCCCAUUGCCGCUGCUGCCUACACCGCUCCCAUCGCUGCCCCAGUUGCCGCUCGCUAUGCUGCCGCUCCUCUCGCCGCCGCCGCCUACUCUGCACCUAUCGCUGCUGCCUACUCUGCACCCCUCACUGCUGCCUACUCUGCACCCCUCACUGCUGCCUACUCUGCUCCGAUAGCCGCCGCCUAUACCGCACCAGUUGCUCGUUACGCCUCUGCCUAUUCCGCCCCCAUUGCCGCCGCCUACUCUGCUCCCAUCGCUGCAGCGUACUCAGCUCCUCUGGCCGCUCCAGUGGCCGCUCGCUAUGCCGCUGCUCCCGUCGCGCCUCUGCUGUUCAAGAAGUAG